Molecule: messenger RNA, 1082 nt
Organism: Ornithorhynchus anatinus (platypus)
Lineage: Eukaryota; Metazoa; Chordata; Mammalia; Monotremata; Ornithorhynchidae
Gene: RPRM
Product: reprimo, TP53 dependent G2 arrest mediator homolog
Exons: 1
Coding region: 11-361 (116 amino acids)
Source: RefSeq, a predicted model, not a curated record
UGGGGUGGGGAUGGAGGGCGCGGGCGGGAACCAGACGGAGGCGUCGGGGCUGCUGCUGCUGCUGCUCCCGCCGGCGGCGGACAACAGCAGCGAGGGUCUGGAGCGGGUGGUCCGCUGCUGCACGCCGGCCUCCGUGGUCACCGACGGCGGCCUGGGCCCCGGAGGCCCCGACGAGCGCAGCCUCUACAUCAUGCGCCUCGUGCAGAUCGCCGUCAUGUGCGUCCUGGCCCUCACCGUCGUCUUCGGCAUCUUCUUCCUCGGCUGCAACCUGCUCAUCAAGUCCGAGGGCAUGAUCAACUUUCUGGUCAAGGACAGGAGGCCGUCCAAGGAGGUGGAGGCCGUGGCCGUGGGGCCCUACUGACCGGUCCCCUCGGGGGAGAAGGCUCGCCGGGACUCGGCUCCCCUCGGAUCCCCCCACCUCGGACCCCCCCGGGCUCCCCCUCGGACCUCCCUCGGACCCCUCUAGGACUCUCCUUGGACACCCUUUGGACCCCCCCUUUGGACCCCCCAAGGACUUCCCUUGGACCCUCCUUAGAUCCCUCUUGGAUUCCCCUUGGUUCCCCCCCACACACACACACACAAAGACACACACGCACACACCCCCACCCCCAUCCUCCCCGGCCACACAUCCCGGCCUGGGUUUGGAGAGAACGGGUUUGGGAGCCCGGGGGAGAUGGGUCGAUAACAUGUGGGAUGUGCUGUUGGACGGACUGGUUUUUGGGGGGCUGAAAAAAAAAUUUAAUACCGAAAAAAUAUUUGAUGAGUCGUUUUCCGCACCCUCUUUAAGUUGGUGGGAUCCCGAGUUGUCGUUCCAAGAGAAAUAGGAUCCCCCCACCUCCAAGGACCAACCCCGCAAUUGUGAGUGGGUUGAGUCGUUCAUUUGUUGUGUGUCUCCUGUUGCUUUUCGUAUGGGGAGGGAGGGGAGGGCUGAAAUGAUUGUCGGGGUUUGGGGGGGAGAUGGGCCGGGGCGUGGGUCCGCACGGUUUUCGCAGCUAAAGUGUGUGUGGUUGGUCUGUACGGUCCUGUUUGGAUAGUCUUUUCUCUAUUGACUUUUUAUUUAAUAAAGACAUCUUCGGAAAGGC